Molecule: messenger RNA, 1265 nt
Organism: Cavia porcellus (domestic guinea pig)
Lineage: Eukaryota; Metazoa; Chordata; Mammalia; Rodentia; Caviidae
Gene: Eapp
Product: E2F associated phosphoprotein
Exons: 6
Coding region: 134-988 (284 amino acids)
Biological process (GO): positive regulation of cell population proliferation
Cellular component (GO): nucleus
Source: RefSeq, a predicted model, not a curated record
GACAGUGCGCAGGCGCGCCAGGAGGAACCGGAAGUGCGCGCGGAAGUGGAGCGGGGCCCUGUUAGGGGCGGUAACUGCAGAGUAAACAGAAACAGAGUGGUGCGUGAGUUUUUGUAGGCCUCUCCCGGACGCCAUGAGCCGGCUCCAGGAUGACUACGACCCCUAUGCAGUUGAAGAGCCUAGCGACGAGGAGCCAGCUUUGAGCAGCUCUGAAGAUGAAGUGGAUGUGCUUUUACAUGGAACCCCUGACCAGAAACGAAAACUCAUCAGAGAGUGUCUUACUGGAGAAAGUGAGUCCUCUAGUGAAGAUGAGUUUGAAAAAGAAAUGGAAGCUGAGUUAAAUUCCACCAUAAAAACAAUGGAGGACAAACUCUCUUCCCUUGGAACAGGGUCUUCCUCAGGAAAUGGAAAUGUGGGAAUAGCUCCAGCAAAGUACUAUGAUGAUGUAUAUUUUGAUUCUGAUUCUGAGGAUGAAGACAAAGCAGCACAGGUAACAAAGAAGAAAAAGAAGAGACGACACAGAAUUCUAACAAAUGAUGAAUUACUAUACGAUCCUGAUAAAGAUAACAGAGACCAGGCAUGGGUUGAUGCACAGAGAAGAGGCUAUCAUGGUUUUGGACUACAGAGACCACGUCAGCAGCAACAGCCGGUUCCUAACAGUGAUGCUGUCUUAAAUUGCCCUGCUUGUAUGACUACAUUGUGCCUCGAUUGCCAAAGGCAUGAGUCUUACAAAACUCAGUACAGAGCAAUGUUUGUGAUGAACUGUUCCAUCAACAGAGAGGAGGUACUAAGAUACAAAAACCCAGACAACAGAAAGAAGAGACGAGGCUACAAGAAGCUGCGAUCUAACCAGGAAGAUCCGAAGAAGCAGACCGAAGCUGAAGAAAUCUACCACCCUGUGAUGUGUGCAGAGUGUUCCACUGAAGUGGCUGUCUACGACAAGGACGAAGUCUUUCACUUUUUCAACGUUUUAGCAAGCCAUUCUUAAAUAGUGCAGUUGGCAUUUCAUUGUGCAAUACUGUGUAAAGGAAACUGUAUGGACCAGUUAUUUUCCUUCCUCCAGUUCAUAUUAUUAAGUGAUUUUGAGCUAUUACUUGAGGAAGCAAUAUUUUGUCUGUAUGCAAAAGAAUAGUUAUCAGUCUUCAUCUCCCUUUUUUAUUUAGCUUUAUGAUGCAUACUGAUGGGACUGAUUAUUCAUUUCCUUUAUGAUGGACAUUUGAAAAUAAUGGAGCUUUUUAUUUAUUAAAGCUCUUAUAGAAUUAAAA